CAGAACUUGGUAAUUGCUAUAGGAUUAAACUCUUAUUAAACGACAACUUUGCGUAUCUGUAAUCUUUUUGCCAUCGUGAUUGAGUUGGAGGACAAUUUGCGCCUAAAUCGGUAGCUGCCGUCAAUUUUCGCAAGAUACGUAGUGUUGCCGCCGGUAAAGCUUGUGAUUCAUUUGCAAAUCGAGUUUGGAUUGGAAAAUGGAGGAUAUACUCGUGGCAGUGAUAAUGAUGAUUUUGGUAUUCUCUUUGGUUCCACUCUAUUUAUGGAGACGUCUGGUUGAUUCCCGCCAUCAUCACCAACACCACGAAGAGCCGCAGGAGAUACAAAGGGAAAGAGUUGUUAGGGCUGGCAAUGCGCGCCGUAUGCGUCGAAGACCUGCAGCUUCUUCAGCCGCCAGCUCAUCAUCAGCUGCCCCUGAUGUGGAAGAGACUCAUGAUGGAAGUGAGGAUGAAGAAGAUGGGAACUACACUGCUAAAGCAUCAAAGAAGAAGGAAAAGAAAAGACAAGAGCGUGAAGCACAACGUCAGGCUGAAGAUGCUGCCCGUGAGUCGAGGAGAACAAAACAAGAUCGUUAUGAGGAGAUGAGGAGGAGGAAGGACGAGGAGCGUGAAGCUCAAGAAAGAAAGCUGGAAGAAGAAGCCCUAGCUCGGAAAGCUAAGGAGGAAGAAGCUGCUGCUUUAGAUUUUGAAAAAUGGAAAGGAGAUUUUUCUGUUGAUGCUGAGGGGACAACAGAAAAUGAAGUUCAGGAUGGAAGCCAGGGGCUGCUCUAUGAUUUUGUCGAGUACAUCAAGAAGCAUAAAUGUGUUCCCCUGGAAGAAAUUGCGGCAGAGUUUAAGUUGCGAACUCAGGAUUGUAUAAAUCGGAUUACGUCACUGGAAUCCAUGGGAAGGCUAUCUGGUGUGAUGGACGAUAGAGGAAAAUACAUUUACAUCUCUUUGGAAGAAAUGAGAGCUGUUGCCGAUUACAUAAGACGUGAGGGCCGAGUGAGCAUUUCUCACCUGGCCAGUAAGUCAAACCAAUUUAUAGAUUUGGAACCCAAAGUUGAAGUAGCUGAAGAUAUAAGCGGCAGCUUAGAGGAGAUAGCUUUUGCUUGAUUUACUUGUUAGUGAGACUGUGUGAGACUUGGGGAAUAUACUUCAUACUUGAUCAUCAGCUUUUGGGGUAAAAGAAUUUUAAUAUAUGACUUUGCCUUCAUCUUGUAUCAAUUAGAGUUGACAUGAUUAUUUAUCAGGUCUUUCUUAGUUUCUUAUGGUCUCCAGAAUAUGGAAGUUCGUGUUUGCAUGAAAUUUGGUCUACUGCCGAAAAGGCAGUACACUCUUUUUAUUAUUAACAAGUAAUAAUAAUAAUAAUAACUAGUAAA
Molecule: messenger RNA, 1359 nt
Organism: Striga asiatica
Lineage: Eukaryota; Viridiplantae; Streptophyta; Magnoliopsida; Lamiales; Orobanchaceae
Source: the annotation of a GenBank genome assembly